AACUAUACACUAUACCAAUGGUCUUAUGUUAUUAUUUUUAUUAUUAAUACGAAUUGGUAUGUAUUCGUUCAUUUGUUGGUUAUGAUUGAGUUAUGGACGGUUGUAAUGUUAUAUUAUUAAUAGCGGUCGUAUUCUUUGGGAUAAUAUAUAAAAACAUAAACUUCGAUUCAACUGUUAAUUUAAAUGAACAUUUUACUCUGUUGAACAGUGUGACUUAUCAAAUUGGCAGCAAAAACUACUCAUAUUGGAGUUUGUCCUACCAAGGAACGAUUCUUAUAAAAUUGUUUUCAAUAUCUGGAGAUUGUGAUUUGUAUAUAUCAAAAAAUGGUCUGAAACCGUUGGUAGAUCCAUUGAGAUAUGAUUUGCAUUCAGCAACUUGUGGAGUUGAUGAGGUUUUAGUACCACACUCUUUUAAACGGCCUAUUAGCAUUGGAGUCUAUGGUUAUUCUGCUUCUGAGAAGAAUUUGUGUCAGUUAGAUAUUUACAAACCCAUUGCAGAAGUUGAUGUAAUAUCAGAUUAUUUAAAAUUAAAUGGUGAAUACGUGAAUUUUGAGUUAUUACAACAAGAUCAUGAAUAUGCUAAAGAAAACAGGAUAAAUUUAGAUAUAGAAAAUAGUAGGAACAGAAAUAAUUCACCAAUACUGAAAAUAAUUGUUCAGUCUAUACUAAGCACAAGUUUUGUGAUAGAUGCCUUUCUCGAGACAUUUUUAAUAUUAAUUUAAUUAAGCUGUGAAGGAUUUAU
Ctenocephalides felis (cat flea) is the source of this 742-nucleotide messenger RNA. RefSeq names its product UPF0669 protein C6orf120 homolog. NCBI's taxonomy places the organism in Eukaryota, Metazoa, Arthropoda, Insecta, Siphonaptera, Pulicidae. Bases 93 to 722 code for a protein of 209 amino acids. The transcript is spliced from 5 exons. The record is from RefSeq and is a predicted model, not a curated record.